Messenger RNA from Closterium sp. Yama58-4, 18972 nucleotides. The record is from the annotation of a GenBank genome assembly. Lineage: Eukaryota; Viridiplantae; Streptophyta; Zygnematophyceae; Desmidiales; Closteriaceae.
AUGGGCACGCCUGUGCUGCGGGCGUUGGUGCGGGCGGCGACUGCAGCGAUGAGAGUGGUGACGAGUCGCCUUUGCAACCAAGUAAGAGGGCAACAUGUCUGUUUUGCAUUGGUCCAUGCCCCACCACUCCCUCCCACACCGCUGCAGGCUGCUGACCAAGAAGCACUCGUUGCUGACCUGGCAUCAGGCAGGGCAGCUGACGUGGCGGCACAGCGGGCGUUUGAGGAGCAGCAGGAGUGGCGGGAGGAGCAGCGGCGGCAGCUGCACGCGCAGUACCUCGCAUACCUCGCUGCUGGUGGCGGCCGCUUCAGCGACGAUGAGGAGGAUGACAAGCAGGAGGAGCGGAACACAGGGGCAUGGGCAGGGGGAGUGGGGAAAGCGUGGGAAGGGGCAGGAACUGCCAGAGGGGAUAGCAAAGGCAGUGUUGGUGCUGCCACCGACACAAACCCUCUCCCCCCUGCCACUGCCUCUCCUCCUCCAAAGACCCCGCCAGCUCACAGCAGCAGCCCUGGCGUGUCGGCAGUGCCGCGCAUGGUGGCACGGCUGGCGCCCGGCACAGUGAAGUUCGCGGCGUUCCACGUGCUGGCGUACGAGGGCGCUGCUGGGCUGCCCGUCACCACGCUCGCACAGCGCAUCCAGCACUGCGGGCUGCGGGACCUGUCUGGCAGCCGCACCCCCGAGGCCACCAUUACUGGCGCGCUGGCGAGAGACCCGCUGUUCCAGCGCGUGGCGAGCUGCACCUACUGUGUGCGCGGGGCGUACAGGCGCAGCGAGGGGGAGCGGGAGGAGGGGCUGCGGGAGGCUGUUGAGCUGGUGAGACGAGCUGCGGAUGGGCGGAGGGGAGGAGAGGAGGGAGGGGAGGGAGACGAGGGGGAGGAUGGGGAGGAGGGAGAGGGGGGAGAGGAUGGAAAGGAGGAGGGUGGUGAGGAUGAGAAGGAGGUGGAGGUGGAGGGUGCGGGAGACAGUGGGGUGGAGAGUAAGGGAGGGAGGGAUGGUGAGGAACGGGGUGGUGGGACGGAGGCGGGAAGGCAGCAGAAUGAGAAAGGGCAGGACGAGCCAAUGCAUGUGGAUGGGCUGAGGGGUGAGGGCAGUGGUGGUGGUGAGGGCGGUGAGGAGAGAGUACGCCAUCAAGGUAGUGAGGUGGGUGAGGGAACGGUGCACGAGGAGCAGAGGGGGGCCAGUACCGCAGUGGAGGAGACGGUGGUGAGUGAUGUGGUGGUGACAGCAGCGGCGACUAAAGCUGAAGCAGAGGGGGCAUGCGGGCAGGGUGGAGGUGAUGAUGAGCAGGGCCCUAUUCUCGGCUGCGUGGUGCAUGAUGAGACGAUGAGCGUGGCAGCAGGCAGUGAUGUGCGGAUGGUAUGCUGCGACAGGGAGGGGGCGGCGGAGGUGUUGGGAGGGGAGGUGAAGGCGGUGAAUGGGAUGGAGGGAGGGCAUGGGCGAGGCGAGGGUGAGGUGAAGAGUGAAGAGGCACUUGAGAAAUUGCAAGGGCAGGGUGGGGACGAGAGGCAGCAGCAGGACGCGGCUGAGAAGGGUGGUGGUGAUGGUGGUGAUGGCAGCGAGUGGAAGUGGGAGUCUGAUGAGGAGGGGGAUGGAGAGGAGGACGCAAUGGAGGGGGAGGGGGGCGGAGAGGGGGAGGCGGGGCAGGGGAGGGCGUGGGUUUUGGCGCUGGGAGGGGUGGAGUACAGCGAGCUCAGUGUGGAGGAGCGCCUUCACCUGCUCGUUGACCUGGUCAACGCAGUCAACGACUCCUCCACCAUCCGCGCUGCCAUUGAGAGUGGAGGAGAAGAAGCAACAAUGGCAAGGAGCAGGGAUGAGAGAGUGCAGCACAGGGCUUCUGAGGCUCUGGAAGAGGCGGAGGGAAGAGCUUCUGUGGUGCCCCAAAAGGCUGAGGAGAGGGAGGCGGGGAAGAGGGGGGCAGAGGAGCAAGCAGUGAAGCAAGAAGUGAAGGCGGCGGAGGAAUGUGAGGGGCGGGUGCAUGGGGAAGAGGCGGUGGAAAGGAGGACGGAUGGCUGUGUGGAGGUGGAGGGAGUGGAGGGGUGCAGCACGGAGGAGCAGAUGGAGCAGGAGGGCACAGGGGAGCCGAAGGAACAGGUGGAACAAAGGGAGAAGGAGAGGACACAGGAAGAGUCAAUGCAUGAUGCAACGGCGGAGGGGGAGGAGAAAAGUGGGUCUGAGGCAGAGAAGCAGUUGGCGGAGGAGGGAGUAGUUCCAAUGGGAGGGCAGCAGGUGAUGGUGGGGGUGUACGUGCUGUCAGCGGAGGGGCAGUGGAGCGCCAUUCGAGAUGCCCAGUCACUGGCGCAUCUCAAGGCGGUGCUGUACCCGCGCGGGGUGAGGGAGUCCGCUCUGCUCUCCAACCUGCGCCACCACCUCUCCUCCCUCUCUCCACCGAUCUGCACCACUGCUGUUCCCGUCACCGCUGCACCUGCUGCCACCGCCAUGGCACCGCCCACGCCCUCCGCUGGUGGCCUUGAGUGGCGUGCUCCACCCAUCAUGUCGUCCGUGCCGCCAACCUCACCUCUCAUGCCUCCUGACGCUCCUGCUGCUCCUGCCGCUCUCCACAAAGCAUCAGCCAACCCCUCUGAAACCCCUGCCAUGCCUCUUGAUCCCGCUGUGGGUGACGGCAAGGUAGAGGGUGCCGUGAUGCUGGCGGCAGCAGCGGGCAGUGAAGCAGAUGCCAUGCACCCUGUGGCCCCACCUCCCCACGCCCAUGCUGCCGCCACCAUCCAACCCGCCCGGGCGAAUGAAGGUGAUGCCAGGCCAGCAUGCCCACCCAUCCAUGCAUGCGAGCCCAUGACGGGUGGUGCGCUCGCCCCAGCUGGUGACACAGAGCACCACCUCAGAGCCAUCGCUCCUUCUGCUCCCCUGCCCUCACCCUCUCGUGCUUUUGCGGUGGGUACAGAACAGGAUGGGGUGGGGGGCAGGGAGCAGGAGCAGAAGGGGGGAGGGGAGGAGAAGGUGGAGUAUAGGCAGUGCAGGUGGUGUGGUGAGGUGGUGAGGAGCAGCCCGCAGGGAGGGGAGGGGGAGGCGGCAGUGGGUCGUGAUGUUGCUGCUGGUGCUGACGUGGCAGCAACCGAGUGUGCUACUCUGGCUACUGGAAGCAGGGAUGCAUCAGUAGCGGCACCAGGUGCUGCUGUGGCCUUAGCGGGUGCACAUGUGCUGGCAGCAGCUGCGGAGUCCAGCCGGACAGCAGAGCAGGGCACAGCAGGGGCGGCGAGUGAGGCAGCAGGAGCGGAGGAGGCGGGCAGGGAGCAGGGCUGUGGGGCGGCCAUUCCUCCCCGGGUGCGGCGCCUCCAACACUCGCUGCUGGCUGCCCAGGUGGCAUUGGAAGCGGAGGGCAAGCUGGCAUGGCAGUGGACGGAGGAGAGCAGGCGCAGGUGGCGUGCAGCGGUGCACAUGGCGUGGCAUGCUGCUCACCUGCUGCAGCUGCUGUGCCAGCUGGAGGCCGCCAUUCCCCCCACCUUCAUCCACGGCUCCUUCAGCCCCGCGCCAGAUGUCGCCCUGCGAUUGGCUCUCAGAGUGCAAGGAAGGCGAGCGGGUGGUGUUGCUGGCGAGGCGGGGGAGAGGAGGGGCGAACAUGAGGGAAGGUGCACGGCAGAGCAGGCAGUUGCGGUGGCUGUUCCAGGUGCAGGUGGUGGAAGGGAGGAAGGCGAAUCCACAGGAGAGGGCCAGAAGGACUUGUGUAAGGAGGGGAAGCAAGAGGGGAAUGGCAGCGAGGGGGGUGGGAGGGAUGGCGAGGAGGCUCUAGCAGGGGGGUCGACACGGGCCCUUCCUUCCCUUGCUAUGCCGCUGCCAUGUGUGCCCCUCACGUGCGCUGCUGUCGCUCUGCGAUUGGCCGCCCUGGAGGCCGCUGUCCUGGGGGAUGGGCGCGGGGAUGGGGGCAUGGGCACGGAUGGGGGGAGUGGGGGCGCGGGUGAGAGUGGAAGCGAGGCAGGGCGUGAUGGUGAGCAGGUGGAGGCGGCGAGGAGAGAGGAGGCGGUGGAGGGCAUGGUUGACUGGGAGGACUGGGAGGCGAGGGAGGUGGUGCGACGCACGCAGGAGAGGGAGCGGGCUAAGGGGAAGGAGGAGAGGGAGAAGCGGGAGGGGAAGGUGAAGGAGAAAGGGAGAGGGAGAAUGCGAGAGGAGGGGAGAAUGAAGGGCGGGAGGGGUAAGAAGGGGGGUUGGGGGAGAGGGGUGGGUGAAGGAGGGAGCGGGAGGGGGUUGAGUAGGAUGGGGCGCAAUGAGCAUGAGCAUGAGCGCUCACUGCGGGCGCAUCAGACAGGUGCGGUGCAGGUGCGUGGUGGGAAACGAAAGCGAAAGGAGGUGGUUGAGGAGGCAGAGGAGGAGGAGGAAGAGGAGGAGGAGGAGCAGAAGCAAGAGGAGGAGGAUGAGGAGGAGGAGGAGGAGGAUUUGCAGGUGAAGCUUCGAGUGCGGACCAAGGGGCUGCGACGACACGUGAAGAAGAGACGAAUGGGUGCGGGCGAGGGGGGUGUGAAGGACGAGACUGGCACACACGGCACAGAGGAGGGGCAGGGGGAGAAGGAGGGGAAGGUGAAGAAGCGGGAUGUGAAGAGGGAAAUCAGAGAUGCGGGAGUGAGGCAUGGAGUGAAGGCGGAGGAGGGAGAGGAGGGGGCGAAGCAACUGAUGGUAUCAUCGGGAGCGAGGGGGGCGCGCAUGGGUGGCGGGGCGAGCAGGCGCGUGCAGCGGUCGCUGUCGGCGCGCUGCAGAGGUGCCGUGCGGCGCAUGGGACGGGAGCAGGAAGAGAUGGAGGAGGGGGAGGGGGUGAAGGAGGAGGAGGGGGAGGAGGAGGAGGAGGAGGAGGUGAUGAGGGAGGAGGGGCAGCAGCAACGGGGGCAGCAGAAGGGCAGAGCAUCAAUGUCUCGACAGAAGCAGGCGAGCAAGGGGGAAGGCAGUGCAGCGGCAGCCACUGCGCGACUCCCGGCAUCCAUCAACCCACGCGCACCUGCACCUUGCUUCACUGCUGCCAAGGCCCCUUCUUUCACGAAGAGGGCAGCCGCUGCUGGUGGCAGUGGGAGGCGCGGCUCAGCACCGGUUGUGCAUUCUGGUGUUGACUCGGACUCAGUCUCUGAACUUGGUGCCCUCGGUGCUGCUGCUGCUGCUGCUGCUGGUGCUGACAAGGAUCACAGUGAUGAUGCCAGUCAUGAGAGUCACGACAGUGACGACAGGGACAAGGGCGAUGAGAGCAGCAGCGGUGAGGAAGGCGGAGCUGCUGCUGUGGUGAAGUCGGAGGCUCGGGCAGGGUUGCCGACAGGCUUGGAGGCAGGCUCGGGUGGAGGGGUAGGUGGUUCGGGAGGAAGGCAGCGCGCGGUUGGAGCACGUGGAGGUGGGAAGAGGGUGGGUGAUGGUCGGAGCAGGAGGCAGGAGAAGCAGGAGACGGAAGAGGAGGAAGAGGAGGCAAAGGAGGAGGAGAUGGAAGAGCGAGGUGGGGAGGAGGGGCUAGCAGGGAGAAGGACGACUCGCAGGCAGGAGAGGCGGCAGUACCAUCUGCUGUGUGUGAGCAACGGGCAUGGCGAGGACACGAUCGCCGUCAGCAUUCUGAGAGAGAUGCAGGCAGUGGCAGAACAGCGGGGCAUCACGGUGCACGUGUCAGCGCUGCCACUGGUGGGCAUGGGGGCGGCAUAUCACCGCCACGCCAUCCCCACCAUCGGCCCUGCCAAGACCAUGCCCAGUGGCGGGUUCAUCUACAUGGACGGAAAGCAGCUCGCCAAUGACGUGGCGGCGGGCCUGCUGGACCUCACGCUGCAGCAGGUACGUGCGGCCCCAGCAGCGGCCGCAUGGCUUCGAUGCCAUAACAUGUGCCUCUCCCUUUCUUCUAUUCUCCCUUCCUACCAUGUGCCUCUCCCUUUCUUCUAUUCUCCCUUCCUACCAUGUGCCUCUCCCUUUCUUCUAUUCUCCCUUCCUACCAUGUGCCUCUCCCUUUCUUCUAUUCUCCCUUCCUACCAUGUGCCUCUCCCUUUCUUCUAUUCUCCCUUCCUACCAUGUGCCUCUCCCUUUCUUCUAUUCUCCCUUCCUACCAUGUGCCUCUCCCUUUCUUCUAUUCUCCCUUCCUACCAUGUGCCUCUCCCUUUCUUCUAUUCUCCCUUCCUACCAUGUGCCUCUCCCUUUCUUCUAUUCUCCCUUCCUACCAUGUGCCUCUCCCUUUCUUCUAUUCUCCCUUCCUACCAUGUGCCUCUCCCUUUCUUCUAUUCUCCCUUCCUACCAUGUGCCUCUCCCUUUCUUCUAUUCUCCCUUCCUACCAUGUGCCUCUCCCUUUCUUCUAUUCUCCCUUCCUACCAUGUGCCUCUCCCUUUCUUCUAUUCUCCCUUCCUACCAUGUGCCUCUCCCUUUCUUCUAUUCUCCCUUCCUACCAUGUGCCUCUCCCUUUCUUCUAUUCUCCCUUCCUACCAUGUGCCUCUCCCUUUCUUCUAUUCUCCCUUCCUACCAUGUGCCUCUCCCUUUCUUCUAUUCUCCCUUCCUACCAUGUGCCUCUCCCUUUCUUCUAUUCUCCCUUCCUACCAUGUGCCUCUCCCUUUCUUCUAUUCUCCCUUCCUACCAUGUGCCUCUCCCUUUCUUCUAUUCUCCCUUCCUACCAUGUGCCUCUCCCUUUCUUCUAUUCUCCCUUCCUACCAUGUGCCUCUCCCUUUCUUCUAUUCUCCCUUCCUACCAUGUGCCUCUCCCUUUCUUCUAUUCUCCCUUCCUACCAUGUGCCUCUCCCUUUCUUCUAUUCUCCCUUCCUACCAUGUGCCUCUCCCUUUCUUCUAUUCUCCCUUCCUACCAUGUGCCUCUCCCUUUCUUCUAUUCUCCCUUCCUACCAUGUGCCUCUCCCUUUCUUCUAUUCUCCCUUCCUACCAUGUGCCUCUCCCUUUCUUCUAUUCUCCCUUCCUACCAUGUGCCUCUCCCUUUCUUCUAUUCUCCCUUCCUACCAUGUGCCUCUCCCUUUCUUCUAUUCUCCCUUCCUACCAUGUGCCUCUCCCUUUCUUCUAUUCUCCCUUCCUACCAUGUGCCUCUCCCUUUCUUCUAUUCUCCCUUCCUACCAUGUGCCUCUCCCUUUCUUCUAUUCUCCCUUCCUACCAUGUGCCUCUCCCUUUCUUCUAUUCUCCCUUCCUACCAUGUGCCUCUCCCUUUCUUCUAUUCUCCCUUCCUACCAUGUGCCUCUCCCUUUCUUCUAUUCUCCCUUCCUACCAUGUGCCUCUCCCUUUCUUCUAUUCUCCCUUCCUACCAUGUGCCUCUCCCUUUCUUCUAUUCUCCCUUCCUACCAUGUGCCUCUCCCUUUCUUCUAUUCUCCCUUCCUACCAUGUGCCUCUCCCUUUCUUCUAUUCUCCCUUCCUACCAUGUGCCUCUCCCUUUCUUCUAUUCUCCCUUCCUACCAUGUGCCUCUCCCUUUCUUCUAUUCUCCCUUCCUACCAUGUGCCUCUCCCUUUCUUCUAUUCUCCCUUCCUACCAUGUGCCUCUCCCUUUCUUCUAUUCUCCCUUCCUACCAUGUGCCUCUCCCUUUCUUCUAUUCUCCCUUCCUACCAUGUGCCUCUCCCUUUCUUCUAUUCUCCCUUCCUACCAUGUGCCUCUCCCUUUCUUCUAUUCUCCCUUCCUACCAUGUGCCUCUCCCUUUCUUCUAUUCUCCCUUCCUACCAUGUGCCUCUCCCUUUCUUCUAUUCUCCCUUCCUACCAUGUGCCUCUCCCUUUCUUCUAUUCUCCCUUCCUACCAUGUGCCUCUCCCUUUCUUCUAUUCUCCCUUCCUACCAUGUGCCUCUCCCUUUCUUCUAUUCUCCCUUCCUACCAUGUGCCUCUCCCUUUCUUCUAUUCUCCCUUCCUACCAUGUGCCUCUCCCUUUCUUCUAUUCUCCCUUCCUACCAUGUGCCUCUCCCUUUCUUCUAUUCUCCCUUCCUACCAUGUGCCUCUCCCUUUCUUCUAUUCUCCCUUCCUACCAUGUGCCUCUCCCUUUCUUCUAUUCUCCCUUCCUACCAUGUGCCUCUCCCUUUCUUCUAUUCUCCCUUCCUACCAUGUGCCUCUCCCUUUCUUCUAUUCUCCCUUCCUACCAUGUGCCUCUCCCUUUCUUCUAUUCUCCCUUCCUACCAUGUGCCUCUCCCUUUCUUCUAUUCUCCCUUCCUACCAUGUGCCUCUCCCUUUCUUCUAUUCUCCCUUCCUACCAUGUGCCUCUCCCUUUCUUCUAUUCUCCCUUCCUACCAUGUGCCUCUCCCUUUCUUCUAUUCUCCCUUCCUACCAUGUGCCUCUCCCUUUCUUCUAUUCUCCCUUCCUACCAUGUGCCUCUCCCUUUCUUCUAUUCUCCCUUCCUACCAUGUGCCUCUCCCUUUCUUCUAUUCUCCCUUCCUACCAUGUGCCUCUCCCUUUCUUCUAUUCUCCCUUCCUACCAUGUGCCUCUCCCUUUCUUCUAUUCUCCCUUCCUACCAUGUGCCUCUCCCUUUCUUCUAUUCUCCCUUCCUACCAUGUGCCUCUCCCUUUCUUCUAUUCUCCCUUCCUACCAUGUGCCUCUCCCUUUCUUCUAUUCUCCCUUCCUACCAUGUGCCUCUCCCUUUCUUCUAUUCUCCCUUCCUACCAUGUGCCUCUCCCUUUCUUCUAUUCUCCCUUCCUACCAUGUGCCUCUCCCUUUCUUCUAUUCUCCCUUCCUACCAUGUGCCUCUCCCUUUCUUCUAUUCUCCCUUCCUACCAUGUGCCUCUCCCUUUCUUCUAUUCUCCCUUCCUACCAUGUGCCUCUCCCUUUCUUCUAUUCUCCCUUCCUACCAUGUGCCUCUCCCUUUCUUCUAUUCUCCCUUCCUACCAUGUGCCUCUCCCUUUCUUCUAUUCUCCCUUCCUACCAUGUGCCUCUCCCUUUCUUCUAUUCUCCCUUCCUACCAUGUGCCUCUCCCUUUCUUCUAUUCUCCCUUCCUACCAUGUGCCUCUCCCUUUCUUCUAUUCUCCCUUCCUACCAUGUGCCUCUCCCUUUCUUCUAUUCUCCCUUCCUACCAUGUGCCUCUCCCUUUCUUCUAUUCUCCCUUCCUACCAUGUGCCUCUCCCUUUCUUCUAUUCUCCCUUCCUACCAUGUGCCUCUCCCUUUCUUCUAUUCUCCCUUCCUACCAUGUGCCUCUCCCUUUCUUCUAUUCUCCCUUCCUACCAUGUGCCUCUCCCUUUCUUCUAUUCUCCCUUCCUACCAUGUGCCUCUCCCUUUCUUCUAUUCUCCCUUCCUACCAUGUGCCUCUCCCUUUCUUCUAUUCUCCCUUCCUACCAUGUGCCUCUCCCUUUCUUCUAUUCUCCCUUCCUACCAUGUGCCUCUCCCUUUCUUCUAUUCUCCCUUCCUACCAUGUGCCUCUCCCUUUCUUCUAUUCUCCCUUCCUACCAUGUGCCUCUCCCUUUCUUCUAUUCUCCCUUCCUACCAUGUGCCUCUCCCUUUCUUCUAUUCUCCCUUCCUACCAUGUGCCUCUCCCUUUCUUCUAUUCUCCCUUCCUACCAUGUGCCUCUCCCUUUCUUCUAUUCUCCCUUCCUACCAUGUGCCUCUCCCUUUCUUCUAUUCUCCCUUCCUACCAUGUGCCUCUCCCUUUCUUCUAUUCUCCCUUCCUACCAUGUGCCUCUCCCUUUCUUCUAUUCUCCCUUCCUACCAUGUGCCUCUCCCUUUCUUCUAUUCUCCCUUCCUACCAUGUGCCUCUCCCUUUCUUCUAUUCUCCCUUCCUACCAUGUGCCUCUCCCUUUCUUCUAUUCUCCCUUCCUACCAUGUGCCUCUCCCUUUCUUCUAUUCUCCCUUCCUACCAUGUGCCUCUCCCUUUCUUCUAUUCUCCCUUCCUACCAUGUGCCUCUCCCUUUCUUCUAUUCUCCCUUCCUACCAUGUGCCUCUCCCUUUCUUCUAUUCUCCCUUCCUACCAUGUGCCUCUCCCUUUCUUCUAUUCUCCCUUCCUACCAUGUGCCUCUCCCUUUCUUCUAUUCUCCCUUCCUACCAUGUGCCUCUCCCUUUCUUCUAUUCUCCCUUCCUACCAUGUGCCUCUCCCUUUCUUCUAUUCUCCCUUCCUACCAUGUGCCUCUCCCUUUCUUCUAUUCUCCCUUCCUACCAUGUGCCUCUCCCUUUCUUCUAUUCUCCCUUCCUACCAUGUGCCUCUCCCUUUCUUCUAUUCUCCCUUCCUACCAUGUGCCUCUCCCUUUCUUCUAUUCUCCCUUCCUACCAUGUGCCUCUCCCUUUCUUCUAUUCUCCCUUCCUACCAUGUGCCUCUCCCUUUCUUCUAUUCUCCCUUCCUACCAUGUGCCUCUCCCUUUCUUCUAUUCUCCCUUCCUACCAUGUGCCUCUCCCUUUCUUCUAUUCUCCCUUCCUACCAUGUGCCUCUCCCUUUCUUCUAUUCUCCCUUCCUACCAUGUGCCUCUCCCUUUCUUCUAUUCUCCCUUCCUACCAUGUGCCUCUCCCUUUCUUCUAUUCUCCCUUCCUACCAUGUGCCUCUCCCUUUCUUCUAUUCUCCCUUCCUACCAUGUGCCUCUCCCUUUCUUCUAUUCUCCCUUCCUACCAUGUGCCUCUCCCUUUCUUCUAUUCUCCCUUCCUACCAUGUGCCUCUCCCUUUCUUCUAUUCUCCCUUCCUACCAUGUGCCUCUCCCUUUCUUCUAUUCUCCCUUCCUACCAUGUGCCUCUCCCUUUCUUCUAUUCUCCCUUCCUACCAUGUGCCUCUCCCUUUCUUCUAUUCUCCCUUCCUACCAUGUGCCUCUCCCUUUCUUCUAUUCUCCCUUCCUACCAUGUGCCUCUCCCUUUCUUCUAUUCUCCCUUCCUACCAUGUGCCUCUCCCUUUCUUCUAUUCUCCCUUCCUACCAUGUGCCUCUCCCUUUCUUCUAUUCUCCCUUCCUACCAUGUGCCUCUCCCUUUCUUCUAUUCUCCCUUCCUACCAUGUGCCUCUCCCUUUCUUCUAUUCUCCCUUCCUACCAUGUGCCUCUCCCUUUCUUCUAUUCUCCCUUCCUACCAUGUGCCUCUCCCUUUCUUCUAUUCUCCCUUCCUACCAUGUGCCUCUCCCUUUCUUCUAUUCUCCCUUCCUACCAUGUGCCUCUCCCUUUCUUCUAUUCUCCCUUCCUACCAUGUGCCUCUCCCUUUCUUCUAUUCUCCCUUCCUACCAUGUGCCUCUCCCUUUCUUCUAUUCUCCCUUCCUACCAUGUGCCUCUCCCUUUCUUCUAUUCUCCCUUCCUACCAUGUGCCUCUCCCUUUCUUCUAUUCUCCCUUCCUACCAUGUGCCUCUCCCUUUCUUCUAUUCUCCCUUCCUACCAUGUGCCUCUCCCUUUCUUCUAUUCUCCCUUCCUACCAUGUGCCUCUCCCUUUCUUCUAUUCUCCCUUCCUACCAUGUGCCUCUCCCUUUCUUCUAUUCUCCCUUCCUACCAUGUGCCUCUCCCUUUCUUCUAUUCUCCCUUCCUACCAUGUGCCUCUCCCUUUCUUCUAUUCUCCCUUCCUACCAUGUGCCUCUCCCUUUCUUCUAUUCUCCCUUCCUACCAUGUGCCUCUCCCUUUCUUCUAUUCUCCCUUCCUACCAUGUGCCUCUCCCUUUCUUCUAUUCUCCCUUCCUACCAUGUGCCUCUCCCUUUCUUCUAUUCUCCCUUCCUACCAUGUGCCUCUCCCUUUCUUCUAUUCUCCCUUCCUACCAUGUGCCUCUCCCUUUCUUCUAUUCUCCCUUCCUACCAUGUGCCUCUCCCUUUCUUCUAUUCUCCCUUCCUACCAUGUGCCUCUCCCUUUCUUCUAUUCUCCCUUCCUACCAUGUGCCUCUCCCUUUCUUCUAUUCUCCCUUCCUACCAUGUGCCUCUCCCUUUCUUCUAUUCUCCCUUCCUACCAUGUGCCUCUCCCUUUCUUCUAUUCUCCCUUCCUACCAUGUGCCUCUCCCUUUCUUCUAUUCUCCCUUCCUACCAUGUGCCUCUCCCUUUCUUCUAUUCUCCCUUCCUACCAUGUGCCUCUCCCUUUCUUCUAUUCUCCCUUCCUACCAUGUGCCUCUCCCUUUCUUCUAUUCUCCCUUCCUACCAUGUGCCUCUCCCUUUCUUCUAUUCUCCCUUCCUACCAUGUGCCUCUCCCUUUCUUCUAUUCUCCCUUCCUACCAUGUGCCUCUCCCUUUCUUCUAUUCUCCCUUCCUACCAUGUGCCUCUCCCUUUCUUCUAUUCUCCCUUCCUACCAUGUGCCUCUCCCUUUCUUCUAUUCUCCCUUCCUACCAUGUGCCUCUCCCUUUCUUCUAUUCUCCCUUCCUACCAUGUGCCUCUCCCUUUCUUCUAUUCUCCCUUCCUACCAUGUGCCUCUCCCUUUCUUCUAUUCUCCCUUCCUACCAUGUGCCUCUCCCUUUCUUCUAUUCUCCCUUCCUACCAUGUGCCUCUCCCUUUCUUCUAUUCUCCCUUCCUACCAUGUGCCUCUCCCUUUCUUCUAUUCUCCCUUCCUACCAUGUGCCUCUCCCUUUCUUCUAUUCUCCCUUCCUACCAUGUGCCUCUCCCUUUCUUCUAUUCUCCCUUCCUACCAUGUGCCUCUCCCUUUCUUCUAUUCUCCCUUCCUACCAUGUGCCUCUCCCUUUCUUCUAUUCUCCCUUCCUACCAUGUGCCUCUCCCUUUCUUCUAUUCUCCCUUCCUACCAUGUGCCUCUCCCUUUCUUCUAUUCUCCCUUCCUACCAUGUGCCUCUCCCUUUCUUCUAUUCUCCCUUCCUACCAUGUGCCUCUCCCUUUCUUCUAUUCUCCCUUCCUACCAUGUGCCUCUCCCUUUCUUCUAUUCUCCCUUCCUACCAUGUGCCUCUCCCUUUCUUCUAUUCUCCCUUCCUACCAUGUGCCUCUCCCUUUCUUCUAUUCUCCCUUCCUACCAUGUGCCUCUCCCUUUCUUCUAUUCUCCCUUCCUACCAUGUGCCUCUCCCUUUCUUCUAUUCUCCCUUCCUACCAUGUGCCUCUCCCUUUCUUCUAUUCUCCCUUCCUACCAUGUGCCUCUCCCUUUCUUCUAUUCUCCCUUCCUACCAUGUGCCUCUCCCUUUCUUCUAUUCUCCCUUCCUACCAUGUGCCUCUCCCUUUCUUCUAUUCUCCCUUCCUACCAUGUGCCUCUCCCUUUCUUCUAUUCUCCCUUCCUACCAUGUGCCUCUCCCUUUCUUCUAUUCUCCCUUCCUACCAUGUGCCUCUCCCUUUCUUCUAUUCUCCCUUCCUACCAUGUGCCUCUCCCUUUCUUCUAUUCUCCCUUCCUACCAUGUGCCUCUCCCUUUCUUCUAUUCUCCCUUCCUACCAUGUGCCUCUCCCUUUCUUCUAUUCUCCCUUCCUACCAUGUGCCUCUCCCUUUCUUCUAUUCUCCCUUCCUACCAUGUGCCUCUCCCUUUCUUCUAUUCUCCCUUCCUACCAUGUGCCUCUCCCUUUCUUCUAUUCUCCCUUCCUACCAUGUGCCUCUCCCUUUCUUCUAUUCUCCCUUCCUACCAUGUGCCUCUCCCUUUCUUCUAUUCUCCCUUCCUACCAUGUGCCUCUCCCUUUCUUCUAUUCUCCCUUCCUACCAUGUGCCUCUCCCUUUCUUCUAUUCUCCCUUCCUACCAUGUGCCUCUCCCUUUCUUCUAUUCUCCCUUCCUACCAUGUGCCUCUCCCUUUCUUCUAUUCUCCCUUCCUACCAUGUGCCUCUCCCUUUCUUCUAUUCUCCCUUCCUACCAUGUGCCUCUCCCUUUCUUCUAUUCUCCCUUCCUACCAUGUGCCUCUCCCUUUCUUCUAUUCUCCCUUCCUACCAUGUGCCUCUCCCUUUCUUCUAUUCUCCCUUCCUACCAUGUGCCUCUCCCUUUCUUCUAUUCUCCCUUCCUACCAUGUGCCUCUCCCUUUCUUCUAUUCUCCCUUCCUACCAUGUGCCUCUCCCUUUCUUCUAUUCUCCCUUCCUACCAUGUGCCUCUCCCUUUCUUCUAUUCUCCCUUCCUACCAUGUGCCUCUCCCUUUCUUCUAUUCUCCCUUCCUACCAUGUGCCUCUCCCUUUCUUCUAUUCUCCCUUCCUACCAUGUGCCUCUCCCUUUCUUCUAUUCUCCCUUCCUACCAUGUGCCUCUCCCUUUCUUCUAUUCUCCCUUCCUACCAUGUGCCUCUCCCUUUCUUCUAUUCUCCCUUCCUACCAUGUGCCUCUCCCUUUCUUCUAUUCUCCCUUCCUACCAUGUGCCUCUCCCUUUCUUCUAUUCUCCCUUCCUACCAUGUGCCUCUCCCUUUCUUCUAUUCUCCCUUCCUACCAUGUGCCUCUCCCUUUCUUCUAUUCUCCCUUCCUACCAUGUGCCUCUCCCUUUCUUCUAUUCUCCCUUCCUACCAUGUGCCUCUCCCUUUCUUCUAUUCUCCCUUCCUACCAUGUGCCUCUCCCUUUCUUCUAUUCUCCCUUCCUACCAUGUGCCUCUCCCUUUCUUCUAUUCUCCCUUCCUACCAUGUGCCUCUCCCUUUCUUCUAUUCUCCCUUCCUACCAUGUGCCUCUCCCUUUCUUCUAUUCUCCCUUCCUACCAUGUGCCUCUCCCUUUCUUCUAUUCUCCCUUCCUACCAUGUGCCUCUCCCUUUCUUCUAUUCUCCCUUCCUACCAUGUGCCUCUCCCUUUCUUCUAUUCUCCCUUCCUACCAUGUGCCUCUCCCUUUCUUCUAUUCUCCCUUCCUACCAUGUGCCUCUCCCUUUCUUCUAUUCUCCCUUCCUACCAUGUGCCUCUCCCUUUCUUCUAUUCUCCCUUCCUACCAUGUGCCUCUCCCUUUCUUCUAUUCUCCCUUCCUACCAUGUGCCUCUCCCUUUCUUCUAUUCUCCCUUCCUACCAUGUGCCUCUCCCUUUCUUCUAUUCUCCCUUCCUACCAUGUGCCUCUCCCUUUCUUCUAUUCUCCCUUCCUACCAUGUGCCUCUCCCUUUCUUCUAUUCUCCCUUCCUACCAUGUGCCUCUCCCUUUCUUCUAUUCUCCCUUCCUACCAUGUGCCUCUCCCUUUCUUCUAUUCUCCCUUCCUACCAUGUGCCUCUCCCUUUCUUCUAUUCUCCCUUCCUACCAUGUGCCUCUCCCUUUCUUCUAUUCUCCCUUCCUACCAUGUGCCUCUCCCUUUCUUCUAUUCUCCCUUCCUACCAUGUGCCUCUCCCUUUCUUCUAUUCUCCCUUCCUACCAUGUGCCUCUCCCUUUCUUCUAUUCUCCCUUCCUACCAUGUGCCUCUCCCUUUCUUCUAUUCUCCCUUCCUACCAUGUGCCUCUCCCUUUCUUCUAUUCUCCCUUCCUACCAUGUGCCUCUCCCUUUCUUCUAUUCUCCCUUCCUACCAUGUGCCUCUCCCUUUCUUCUAUUCUCCCUUCCUACCAUGUGCCUCUCCCUUUCUUCUAUUCUCCCUUCCUACCAUGUGCCUCUCCCUUUCUUCUAUUCUCCCUUCCUACCAUGUGCCUCUCCCUUUCUUCUAUUCUCCCUUCCUACCAUGUGCCUCUCCCUUUCUUCUAUUCUCCCUUCCUACCAUGUGCCUCUCCCUUUCUUCUAUUCUCCCUUCCUACCAUGUGCCUCUCCCUUUCUUCUAUUCUCCCUUCCUACCAUGUGCCUCUCCCUUUCUUCUAUUCUCCCUUCCUACCAUGUGCCUCUCCCUUUCUUCUAUUCUCCCUUCCUACCAUGUGCCUCUCCCUUUCUUCUAUUCUCCCUUCCUACCAUGUGCCUCUCCCUUUCUUCUAUUCUCCCUUCCUACCAUGUGCCUCUCCCUUUCUUCUAUUCUCCCUUCCUACCAUGUGCCUCUCCCUUUCUUCUAUUCUCCCUUCCUACCAUGUGCCUCUCCCUUUCUUCUAUUCUCCCUUCCUACCAUGUGCCUCUCCCUUUCUUCUAUUCUCCCUUCCUACCAUGUGCCUCUCCCUUUCUUCUAUUCUCCCUUCCUACCAUGUGCCUCUCCCUUUCUUCUAUUCUCCCUUCCUACCAUGUGCCUCUCCCUUUCUUCUAUUCUCCCUUCCUACCAUGUGCCUCUCCCUUUCUUCUAUUCUCCCUUCCUACCAUGUGCCUCUCCCUUUCUUCUAUUCUCCCUUCCUACCAUGUGCCUCUCCCUUUCUUCUAUUCUCCCUUCCUACCAUGUGCCUCUCCCUUUCUUCUAUUCUCCCUUCCUACCAUGUGCCUCUCCCUUUCUUCUAUUCUCCCUUCCUACCAUGUGCCUCUCCCUUUCUUCUAUUCUCCCUUCCUACCAUGUGCCUCUCCCUUUCUUCUAUUCUCCCUUCCUACCAUGUGCCUCUCCCUUUCUUCUAUUCUCCCUUCCUACCAUGUGCCUCUCCCUUUCUUCUAUUCUCCCUUCCUACCAUGUGCCUCUCCCUUUCUUCUAUUCUCCCUUCCUACCAUGUGCCUCUCCCUUUCUUCUAUUCUCCCUUCCUACCAUGUGCCUCUCCCUUUCUUCUAUUCUCCCUUCCUACCAUGUGCCUCUCCCUUUCUUCUAUUCUCCCUUCCUACCAUGUGCCUCUCCCUUUCUUCUAUUCUCCCUUCCUACCAUGUGCCUCUCCCUUUCUUCUAUUCUCCCUUCCUACCAUGUGCCUCUCCCUUUCUUCUAUUCUCCCUUCCUACCAUGUGCCUCUCCCUUUCUUCUAUUCUCCCUUCCUACCAUGUGCCUCUCCCUUUCUUCUAUUCUCCCUUCCUACCAUGUGCCUCUCCCUUUCUUCUAUUCUCCCUUCCUACCAUGUGCCUCUCCCUUUCUUCUAUUCUCCCUUCCUACCAUGUGCCUCUCCCUUUCUUCUAUUCUCCCUUCCUACCAUGUGCCUCUCCCUUUCUUCUAUUCUCCCUUCCUACCAUGUGCCUCUCCCUUUCUUCUAUUCUCCCUUCCUACCAUGUGCCUCUCCCUUUCUUCUAUUCUCCCUUCCUACCAUGUGCCUCUCCCUUUCUUCUAUUCUCCCUUCCUACCAUGUGCCUCUCCCUUUCUUCUAUUCUCCCUUCCUACCAUGUGCCUCUCCCUUUCUUCUAUUCUCCCUUCCUACCAUGUGCCUCUCCCUUUCUUCUAUUCUCCCUUCCUACCAUGUGCCUCUCCCUUUCUUCUAUUCUCCCUUCCUACCAUGUGCCUCUCCCUUUCUUCUAUUCUCCCUUCCUACCAUGUGCCUCUCCCUUUCUUCUAUUCUCCCUUCCUACCAUGUGCCUCUCCCUUUCUUCUAUUCUCCCUUCCUACCAUGUGCCUCUCCCUUUCUUCUAUUCUCCCUUCCUACCAUGUGCCUCUCCCUUUCUUCUAUUCUCCCUUCCUACCAUGUGCCUCUCCCUUUCUUCUAUUCUCCCUUCCUACCAUGUGCCUCUCCCUUUCUUCUAUUCUCCCUUCCUACCAUGUGCCUCUCCCUUUCUUCUAUUCUCCCUUCCUACCAUGUGCCUCUCCCUUUCUUCUAUUCUCCCUUCCUACCAUGUGCCUCUCCCUUUCUUCUAUUCUCCCUUCCUACCAUGUGCCUCUCCCUUUCUUCUAUUCUCCCUUCCUACCAUGUGCCUCUCCCUUUCUUCUAUUCUCCCUUCCUACCAUGUGCCUCUCCCUUUCUUCUAUUCUCCCUUCCUACCAUGUGCCUCUCCCUUUCUUCUAUUCUCCCUUCCUACCAUGUGCCUCUAUGUGCCUACCUUUCCGCUCUCAUUUCGCACCUCCCUUCCCUAUGUCCUACCACUUGUCACGACUCCUCACUGCUUCCCACCGCAUCCAACCCUUGCAGUGGCAGGCGAUGAAGCGGUGGGUGGAGUCCCACAGCAGCAUGCCAAGCGCCAUCGUGGCCGUGGGAGACUGGAGAGGUGGUGGCACGGAGGGGGAGUGUACCACCCAUGGGAGCGAUGGCUCAUGGCGCGUGCAUGCUGCAGUGCGAAACCACGAUGCAUCCUACUGCCGUCCAUCCAUGUUCCUUCACCACCGUCCAACCCCAUCCCCCACCGUGCGCCUCUUCCCCACCGUGCGCCUCUUCCCCACCGUGCGCCUCUUCCCCACCGUGCGCCUCUUCCCCACCGUGCGCCUCUUCCCCACCGUGCGCCUCUUCCCCACCGUGCGCCUCUUCCCCACCGUGCGCCUCUCCCCCACCGUGCGCCUCUCCCCCACCGUUCGCCUCUGCCCUGCCAGGCUGGCAGCAGUGAGGGACCGCCUCACUGCUCAGGUGCUCGCUCACAACAUGCCCUCGGAGGAAGCUUCCCCCUCUGCGUCCUCCUCGUUCUCACCUGGCACGGUGCAGGCUGGCAGCGAGGCAGGGCUGUUCAGACACGGCAAGGUGGCAUAUCUGGGCAACCCCAUGAUGGACCACAUGUCGCCAUCGCCCCACCUGCACGCCUUCAUCCACACCCACCUGCCUGCAUGGCUGCACCACCACACCACCCAUGCUGCGCACAGCGGGGGGGGUGCUGAUACCACGGCGCCACACGGGGCGUCUCCAGGCGCUGCAGCAUGCCAGAGCAGCAGCAGCCCGUUCCGCCAUGUCUUUGCCAUCCUGCCCGGCUCCAGACCACCUGAGGUGUAUUCAAACUGGGAGCUUCUCACCUCCUCCAUCCCCCACCUCGUCUCCUCCCUGCUCUCCUGCUCCGGGACCACCAGCGCUGGCACUAGCAGCGCCACCACUAACACUACCAGCACUCACAUUGGCACCAACAGCAAAAGCAGCAGCAGCAGCAGCAGCACCAGCAGCAGCAGUCCCCUGCCAGUCCUAUUCGUCUGCCCCAUCGUGCCCUCCCUCCCCCCCUCCCCCUUCAUCUCCCCCCUGCUCGCGCAAGGCUGGGUGCCCCUCAGCCCCCCCCGACCCACGCCACAAGGGGCAGGAGGAGAGGCGGAGGCACGGUGGAUGGAGCUGGAUGGGGAGGGGUCGCUGCAGGGGCUCGUGCUCUUGCUUCCCGGGCGAGAGGAGGAGGGGGGGGAGGGGAAUAGCAGAGGGUGUGCAGAGGAGCAUGGCGUGCCUGCUGCUCUUGAGGGGCCGCAAGAAGAAGGGAAGGAGGGGGGCUGUGGAGAGCGAGGCAGUGCUGCUGCAAGGGGGAGCAGCGGAGGGGCAGCGAGCAGUGGUGUGAGGAGCACAGGGGGAGUGCGGGCGGUGGUGGUGGUGGUGAGGGGGGGAUUCGCAGAGUGCGCUCAUGAGGCUCAUGGCGCCCUCGCCAUGGCUGGCACGGCCACCGAGCAGAUGGUGAGAUUGGUGAAGUGA